Enterospora canceri is the source of this 1179-nucleotide messenger RNA. The record is from the annotation of a GenBank genome assembly. NCBI's taxonomy places the organism in Eukaryota, Fungi, Microsporidia, Enterocytozoonidae.
AUGCAAACUAUCACAGACUACAACACGCUAAUAAACAAACUGGAAAAGAAUGAGGAAGUAGACUUCAUUAAGUUGUACAAAAUAGGCUUCACUACCUUUAUGAGAACUGCGCCUACUACAGAAGAAGUCUUCGAACAGCUGAAAAUCCACGUUCAUAGGGCUCAUGAAUUAACUCCACUCUAUUUAAGCUUGCUCUGUAGUGCUAAGGAAUUUGACAAAAUCUACGAAUUCCUAAGCAAAAUCAACUUGUCAGGCUCAGAGAGAGAAUACGACUAUUUCAACAGCAAAUGCAUUCGAUACUACUAUUGGGCAAGCAAGGAGACUGGAAAGCUGAAACUAGGGGAGUUGUAUACACUGCUAGCAACAAACAGAGAAUUUGGCAAUUUGUGUAGCAUUUUGGUUCUACAGAACUGUCUUCUUGACUACUUCAUCAACUUCAAUAGUGAGCUACUCAGUGAAGUCGUAUCCAACUUCACAAUGACUAGGGAAAUAGAGGCAGUGGCCGAGAAGGAAGAGGCAGCCCUGUUCUAUUUUUACACUGGUUACGCCCAUCUGGUUCUAGGUAAUUAUAGGCAGAGUCUACAGAACUUAGAUGAAGCUGACAUUCUGAACAGGAAGAAGUCGCUGGAAUUGAACAUCACCAAAUGUAGCAUUCUAUGUAAAUUGCUACAGGGGGAGUUGGACAUCAAAUACGACUACGAUGAUGAGUUGCUACCGUAUUACAAUCUGAUCGGAACAGUAAAAAGAGGAGAGAUCCAGAAACUGGAUGAGAUUCUUCAUAGCAACUUUGAUGAAUUUGUAUCAAAAAUGAAGUUGUAUUUUGUAGCAAGGAGACUUGUAGCAAAUGCGUUGAAAGAGGGAAUCAGAAAAGUGGCAAAUGCGUACAGUCGAAUUCGACUGGAAGACGUGAAUGGGAUAUUUGGGAAGGAUGUGAGCUGCCUGGUGCAUCGGCUGAUCACAGAGGCAGAAAUCAACUCAAAGGUUGAAGAUGGCAUUUUGAUCAAAAAUGAAAGUAGCCUGAGUCAGAAUGGGGGUAGAAGAAUCAAUGAUGCCCUCAAGCGCAUCAUCGACACCAGAGAGUUCAUCAAAAAGCAGAUGGUCUAUCCAGAAAUGCCUGUUUUGAACUACGAGCGCCUGAUGGAGGAAGAGAACGAAAUGAUCCAGAAAUUCGAUAUCUGA